GGCUUUAGGGCCGGGGGGAUCGUGCUGCGUUGGGCGGCGCGGGGUCUGGGCCUGGGCCGGGCGGCGGCGGCGGCGGCGGCCAUGCCGAAGCGUGGGAAGAAGGAGGCGAAGGCGGCGGCGGCGGCGGCGGCGGAGGAGGAGGCCGGAGGCGGCGGGGAGGAGGUGGCCGCCCCAGAACCCAAGGCCAAGAAGGGGAAGAAGGGAGCCAAGGAGCCAAAGGAGCCGAAGGAGAAACCGGCGGCGGCGGCGGCGGCGGCGUCGGGUGAGGCUGCGGGCCUGUACGAGGACCCCCCCGACCGGCGCAGCUCCGCCAGCGGGCGGCCCGCCACCCUCAAAAUCUGCUCCUGGAAUGUGGACGGGCUCCGCGCUUGGGUCAAGAAGAAGGGGCUGGACUGGGUGCGUGAGGAGGCCCCGGACAUCCUCUGCCUCCAGGAGACCAAGUGCGCCGAGGGCAAGCUGCCGCCCGAGCUGAAGGACCUGUCGGAUUUCCCCCACCGGUACUGGGCGGCUCCCAACGACAAGGAAGGCUAUAGCGGCGUGGGCCUGCUGUCCCGCCAGCGCCCGCUCACUGUUUCCUACGGCAUCGGUGAGGAGGAGCACGAUCAGGAGGGCCGAGUGAUCGUGGCGGAGUUCGAGGCCUUCGUGCUGGUGACCGUCUACGUGCCCAACUCGGGCCGGGGCCUGGUGCGGCUGGACUACCGUCAGCGCUGGGACCAGGCCUUCCGCCGCUUCCUUCAGGCGCAGGCGGCCCGCAAGCCCCUGGUGCUGUGCGGAGACCUGAACGUGGCGCACGAAGAGAUCGAUCUGCGCAACCCCAAGGGCAACAAGAAGAACGCGGGCUUCACGGCGCAGGAGCGGCAGGGCUUCGGGGAGCUGCUGGGGGCCGUGGACCUGGCCGACAGCUUCCGACACCUGUACCCUGCGGCCGCCUACGCUUACACCUUCUGGACGUACAUGAUGAACGCACGGAGCAAGAACGUGGGCUGGCGCCUCGACUACUUCCUGCUGUCCCGGGCCCUGCUCCCCUCCCUGUGCGACAGCAAGAUCCGCUCGGCGGCCCUGGGCAGCGACCACUGCCCCAUCACGCUCUACCUUGCCCUCUGACCCCGACCCCCUGCAGUUUGUGUGUUGGUUUCUUGAUGAUGUAUUUUUUAAAGCAAGAGUUGCUAGCGCCCACGCGCGGGAUCCGAAUAAAAAGCCAGAAUACUAG
Molecule: messenger RNA, 1210 nt
Organism: Tachyglossus aculeatus (Australian echidna)
Lineage: Eukaryota; Metazoa; Chordata; Mammalia; Monotremata; Tachyglossidae
Gene: APEX1
Product: apurinic/apyrimidinic endodeoxyribonuclease 1
Exons: 4
Coding region: 82-1104 (340 amino acids)
Biological process (GO): base-excision repair
Cellular component (GO): nucleus
Molecular function (GO): double-stranded DNA 3'-5' DNA exonuclease activity; DNA binding; DNA-(apurinic or apyrimidinic site) endonuclease activity
Source: RefSeq, a predicted model, not a curated record